Molecule: messenger RNA, 915 nt
Organism: Durusdinium trenchii
Lineage: Eukaryota; Dinophyceae; Suessiales; Symbiodiniaceae
Source: the annotation of a GenBank genome assembly
AUGGGCUUUGAUUCUGUGAAAGCUCAGGAGGCCUUGCAGGCGCUGCGUGACUUCGUGACUGCGACUGGUAACCUGGAUGCGGCAGCUUGCGUGAAAGAGCUGGUCGAAAACUCCUUGGAUGCCAAAGCGACUCGCAUCGAGGUGAGACUUCGAGAUUCCGGUGCUGAGCUCCUAGAGGCGGUCCAAAAGGGCUCUGGUGACUUCUCGACCUUCGGCUUUCGCGGAGAGGCACUGAGCGCCAUCAGUGCCAUGGGGGACCUGACGAUCGCCACGAAGACGAAAGCUUCGGCCGCAUCACUGCUCUGCUACGACAGAUAUGGAAAGCUGGCAAGCACUUCGCCCAUUGCGCGGGAAGUGGGAACUACGGUGUCAGUGCGGGAGCUCUUUAAGCGCCUGCCUGUGCGGCACAAGGAGUUCAUGCGGAAUGCCAAGUCGCAGGUCAGCGCUACACUUCGACUCAUCCAGUCGUACGCCAUCGCACAACCACAGGUCCGCUUCAGCGUGAUUGCUGAGAAGCUGCGGGGUCCAAGCGCCGGAAAAGCCACACUGCUGUGCACAUCAGGUACUGCUUCUGACUGGCACCAGGCUGCUGCUGCCGUUCUUGGCGAUGCAGCCCUUUCCAAGACGCAGAAACUCAACAUCAGUGCAGGCCCUUGGCAAGUGGAAGGUUUGAUCUCUUCUCCAGUGGCCGGCCGCCGCUCUCGGGAUGCACAGCUUUUCUUUGUGAACGGCCGACCAAUCGAUGCUCCGAAGCGGGUCGCCAAACUCAUCAAUGACACCUACCAUCAGUACAAUUCCAGAGCUUGGCCUUUGGUGAUUUUGUCCUUCACAGCUCCACAGGGCAUGGUUGAUGUGAACGUCACACCAGACAAGAAGCAGGUUUUUUUGCACGAAGAGGAGACUCCGGGAGAAUAG